GACGUCAGCGGGCCUGAAGGCGGAAGUAAGACAAUCAACAGCUGAACACGGAACAGCGACUGAGCUUAUUAUCAGUAGUGUCUAGAAACAAACCGACUCGGAGGGAUUUUUUAGUUUCGCAAAAUACAAAACAAUAUGUCCGUAUUCGGCAAAUGGUUUGGCGGUGGGGGGAAAGGAGGCAAAGGCCCAAGCCCACAAGAAGCGAUCCAGAAACUCCGUGAGACAGAAGAGAUGUUAACCAAGAAACAAGAGUACUUAGAGCAAAAGAUUGACGCGGAACUAUUGACAGCAAAGAAAAACGGCACGAAAAACAAACGAGCUGCUUUACAGGCCCUGAAAAGAAAGAAGCGAUAUGAGAAGCAGCUGGCUCAGAUAGAUGGCACUCUCUCCACUAUUGAGUUCCAGCGAGAAGCAUUGGAGAAUGCUAAUACAAACACAGAAGUGCUUAAAAACAUGGGCUUUGCAGCCAAGGCCAUGAAGACAGCGCAUGAAAACAUGGAUAUAGACAAAGUGGAUGACCUCAUGCAGGACAUCACAGAGCAGCAGGAGUUGGCACAGGAGAUUUCUGAUGCCAUUUCGAGGCCUGUAGGUUUUGGAGAAGACUAUGAUGAGGAUGAGCUCUUGGCUGAAUUAGAGGAGUUGGAACAGGAGGAGCUGGACAAGAACCUGCUGGAAAUUGGUGGCACAGAGGAUGUCCCUCUGCCCAGUGUGCCUUCAAACCCAUUACCCAAGAAACCUGUUGCCCAAAAAAAGAGAGAAGAGGAGGAUGAGGAUGACAUGGAAGAACUCAAAGCAUGGGCCAUGUAAAUUUACCCAAUCUGACAGACUCUCGUUGCUCGUCGUGGUUGGCCUGGGCAGGCAAACCUGAGAACCUUCAGAGGGUUAACACUACAAAACAAAUUUUACCAUAGCUCUUGCAGAGUGGAUAAAACAAGCCCAGAAAAAAACAAGAGUUACAACGAAAAUGGAUAUGAAGCAAGUUAAUCUGACAAUAAAAUCUGAUGACAUAAUAUAUGAAGUGACCCUUAAAUGUUUGGCUAUGGUUAUUUAGGUAAUGCAUUGGUGUUUCUAAUUUUCCCUCUUUUGAUAGAAGUGUUUUUUGACCUCUCUACUAUUCAGAAACUGGUUGUUUUGUUUUGUCAUGGAGAUAAGCAUGUUUGCCAAUACACAAUUUUCAUAUACAUGGUCAACACGCUCUCUCAUCUGAUAUAUUAAAUAUAUUUGGUACUGUUGUUUGCUUCUAUCUUUGAUCUCAAUGUGUUCUGUUAAAUUAAUGUUAUUCAAGCACUUCCAACAGCAUAAGCUUUUUUACAGUUUGUUGACAGUGACAUAUUAUGGUUUGGUGACAAAUAACAAAUUGAAUUGACUAACAUUAGCUCCAUUUUAUAUAUAUAUAUAUAUAUAUAUAAAUAAAUCUGACUGCCCAUCAUGUUUUGUUUGGUGCUGCAUCCAAAUAGUUGCAGAAAAUGACCUAUUUAAUAACAGAUCUUUCCUAUUGUGCUCUUUUCAGGCCUGAUUUGUUGAUGUGCUGAGGGUUUAUCUGACAGUAGAUGGUUGUAAUUAUACAAAAACUACCACUUUUUUUUUUCUUCGUAUGGAAGCAUAUACUUUUUUGAGAUGCAAAAAUGCUGUAUCUAUUCAGGUUGAGGCAUACGUGUACAUUUGUAUGUUUAAAAAAAAUCAGAUGGCUUUUAUUUGAGAGAUCAUUAAACCUGGAUUCCUUUU
Molecule: messenger RNA, 1725 nt
Organism: Sinocyclocheilus rhinocerous
Lineage: Eukaryota; Metazoa; Chordata; Actinopteri; Cypriniformes; Cyprinidae
Gene: chmp4bb
Product: charged multivesicular body protein 4Bb
Exons: 5
Coding region: 136-807 (223 amino acids)
Biological process (GO): late endosome to vacuole transport via multivesicular body sorting pathway; vesicle budding from membrane
Cellular component (GO): multivesicular body; ESCRT III complex; cytoplasmic side of plasma membrane
Source: RefSeq, a predicted model, not a curated record